Messenger RNA from Acanthaster planci (crown-of-thorns starfish), 3891 nucleotides. RefSeq names its product atrial natriuretic peptide receptor 1-like. Gene Ontology annotation, molecular function: peptide hormone binding; signaling receptor activity. Gene Ontology annotation, cellular component: membrane. Lineage: Eukaryota; Metazoa; Echinodermata; Asteroidea; Valvatida; Acanthasteridae. Gene Ontology annotation, biological process: signal transduction. The record is from RefSeq and is a predicted model, not a curated record.
UUUAGCUGGCCCGGCACUGCGGUUGAGUUUGAUUUAAAAAUGGAGGAACCGUUCAAACUGAACUAGUUGGUCAUUGCUCUGCAAAAGCAAGAACUUGACAUUGAUAAUCGUCAGCUAGUUUUCAAGGAAAAGGUCGUAACGCAUCGGCAUAGCACGAGGUUGUUUAAUUAACAUGGGCCCAAUGUCUGUAGCAUUGAUUUACACGUUAUCGCUCCUUGUGGUGACAGUCCAUGCCAUUGUCGAUGUCAAAGUGGGCAUGUUGCACCAUUGGCCCCAGCAUGACACCUUUAUUGGUACAUUUUACGUUUUUCCGGCCGCCCAAAUCGCCUUUGAAACCGUCGCUAAACGCUUGGAAACGGGUCAGUACCAGAACUUCAACAUGUCCUACGUUAGCACCGAUGAGUGCUGCACACGCCCUGUGCGGUCUUCAGGGGCACUAGCCGCGUCCAUGUACUACGAACAUGGAGUAGAUGCUUUCCUUGGUCCAUCCAAGAGCAUUGAAAUGGCAGCAGUAGCUGAUAUGGCAGCUUACUGGAAUCUCCCGGUAAUAACUGCUGCUGCCAGCUCUUUUCCUCUUGCAGACAAGGCGCGUUUCGCAACCCUGACCCGCACUUUCCCCGUGAUGACAGCAACGAGCAAAUUCGUGGCUGAGAUUUUCCAUCAGCACCAGUGGACAAAUUGUGUACUACUACGGUUCCAGACACCGCGUUUCUUCGACAACAUCGUCCCGUCUUCUAUUACCACUGCCCUUCAAGCUGCUGGGGUCACUGUGGUCGAGGUUUUUGCCGACAACUAUAAUACUCUUGAUCGGGCACUGGAGGAAGCUGCUACGUGGAGUAAUGUAAUUUUCAUUUGUACCUCGUCUGUCCGUGACAUAAUGGUCCAUGCCUACCGUCUGGGCUACGAGGCGGACUCAUACACGUUUCUGCACUGGUACCCGUUCGAGAGAACGAGUUGGCAGACGAGUUCCCAGUUUCAAAACCUUAACAAGGAAGAGACAGAGGCCAUGAAGGCGUUAGUCGUCUUGCGCCCACAGCUUCCGAAGUUCGACGAAACGUACCAGCAAUUUCAAAGGAAGUUACAGGAACGCCAGCAGACUUUGUACGGCAAGACUCAGGUCGAGGAUAGCGUUCUGGCUGCGGCCACUCAUGAUACCGUUCUGAUGUAUGCAGACGUCAUCAAUGAGAUCGUGGCAGAGGGCGGCGAUGUGAGGGAUGGCAGAGCAGUGACUAAAAAGAUGUGUAACCGAAUGUUUGAAGGUUUGACUGGGACCUUCAAGAUUGGCAAUAAUGGGGACCGUUUGCUGGUCAGCCAGAUGCUGCUAAUGACGGGUGACUACCCUGGAAACUUCACUGUCGCUUUUACGCACGACGAAGCUGCCCAUUCCUAAACAUUGACGAGAGUGGAGAUCGGAGACCGAUUGUUAACUACCUAGGAUGCGUUACUCCCAUUUUUUUCUUUAGGCGUUUGUUUCUUUCAACAUUCUGGUGUUGGCUAAAAUUGUUAUUUUCAACACAUUAUUUUAAUCCUUUUUGAACUAGUAAUCCACUGUUAGAAUUCUAGAGGUUGAAAGUAGUUCGAUUUUCGACUAAAACUGCAAAUAAUACCAAAACAGUGCACUCCAGUUCAAAAUAAGUUUGAAUAGAUUACGAUAUUUUCACCAAAUUGGGACAGUGGGAUAAUUUCCUGUAAAAGCAUACCAUUAUUCAUGUUUAUACCGUAUGAUAACUUAGAAUCGUUAUAUUAGAGGCAUUUUCUGUUCACUGCUUCCACUGCUGCAGCCUAUACUGUCCGGUAAGGUACCCCAACGUCGUAGUCAACGUGUCCAGGACAGCAUGUACACGUACAUGUAUAAACAAUGAUAGUACACCUUAUGCAAACCCUUAGAUUUUAUGCAAAUGAGGAUUUCCAUAUUCAUGAAGAAAACUGUGCUGCCAUCACAGGAAGGCUAAAUGCCAUAUUGCUUUGUACUCAAAAUGUUCUCCAUUUUUAGAGAUUUGUUCCAUUAAAUGUCCACUUCGCUGAUUCAUUGUUCGUGUGAAUGCCAUUACCGAGCAUCAACUGUGGGCUCACAGUUUUACAAAAAAACCCUAUGCACUGAGCAAUGUGUUACCUGGAUGACGUCACAGCACCAGCGCCCUCAAGUAGUAUUGGAAAUGGUGGAGCUGGUCAUUAUUUUCCUCCUAUAGCUACCCAAGGGUUAAAGUGAUAUAUGUAUAUCCCCUUGGGUCCCUACCCAGCCCACCUCAUAACUUUGCUUUGCUCAUAACUUUGGUGCAGACGGUGUUGCGUACAGGAUUUGCUCGGUCGGUGUUAUCAUACAAUAUUUAGGAGGUGACGUCGGUUUGUGGUUGUUUAUCGCCUUACUCAUAACUUAGGUGCGGGCGACAAAUAUUUAUAUCACUAAAUAAAUAAAUAAAUGAUAUAUGAUAUUAAAGACCGUUGAAAAUAACAAGUGUGUCAACAACUCAAGAAACUAAAUGUUGUCAACGAUGCAAAGGGAAAAACCACUCAGUGAAAUUAAACUUUAAGUAAAACAGGUGAGCAUAUUGCGCAUUGCUAUCUUUGUAGAGAAAAACGUUUCAAGUAUCUUAAUUGUAAACAUGGAAUUUAUUAAUACAAAUGUCAAGUGUCGCCCCGUCCGUCCACACGGAAAGACAAAACAAAUAUGCGAUUGUCACGAAGCUCUGAUUUGUAACCACCAAAAACAUAUUUCGCAAUGUUAUUUAUGUAGACCUAAAGUGAUAUUGGAUUUAAACAAAUAUUACUAAAGUUAAAAAAAAAUAAAGUUAAAAAAUAAAACAAUGACUAUCGAAAGAUAUUUGUAACUAAUGACCGCGAAUUGCUUAAUCAAAAUUGUAAAGAUCCAAACUUUGCUUAUGGGUCUUAUGAUCCAAAGAAUCUGGUCACAAGAAAGAAGAACUGGUAACAAGAAAGAUGAGCUAUGUAACGCAAUGUUUUUCACCCAAUGUAUUAUCUAUACAAAGAUGAAAAAUGCAAACUUUUAAUUAUGAAGCCUGAAACGUUAUGCUAUGGUGUUCAGCCAGUUUUUCAAUUUGGGUCGCACGAUGUCAAAGAUGUAAUUGGUCAUCAAAUAUGUUAUUUUUUGGGAAAAAGAUAUAAAUGUCCUUGCCAAAAUUAAUAAUGAGGCAUAUAAAUGUGUUGCUUUGCAAUCGAAAAAAUCUAUUGUAUACUAUUCCACAUGUCUCAUAUAAUGCAUAUAACAGGAGCAAAAAUAAAAUGAUGAGAAAAAUAGAAUCGGUUGUUAAACCCAUUUUUGGAUAUGGCAAAAAGCCUAAUCCCCUUACUAAGUGUAAAGUUGUUAAUCAAGAGAGCCUUAAACGUAUAUACGCUAAAUUACUCUCAAAACGUAAGGACAAAAGCUUUAAAAUCUCACUCCUAUUUAUGAUAAAAAUAAAAACCUAAUGGAUUUUGAUGAAUUUAAGGUGCGUAUGAUGGUUCUCCAUGUACCAUUAAAUCGUUAAUUAGCGUUAAUGACAUCUUUUAUGGAGCGCAUGGAACAAUGUCUUAUUGGGCAAGUGUAAGAUUUAAAGUUGAAACGGCCGUUACAGAACAAAAAAUCAACAAAGCCAUAAUUUCAAAGGAGACAGAUCCCAAAGCAUUGGGAGGAUUUAGCGAUAACGAUAGCGAUGGCGAUGACAUUAUAGCUGAUGAAUUACCCUACACACUCCAUCCUUAUGAGCUAAAACAUUAACUUAUAUACUUAACUUAUAUUAACUUGCAUUGAAUUAGUCAUCUAUGGACUCUAGUUUCCUUUUAAAACUAGAGUCCAAUAAAAAUGUGAUAUUGUCUUAAACGAAUAGGUAUUAUAUGAAUAAUGAUAUAAAGUGAUAUAAGAGAUGAAUAAAAUUUCAAUACCGUAUAAGCUUA